CGCGGCUGCCGGCUGCGGGCAGAGACAGCUGCGUGACUGCUUUUCGCGUGUAGGGUUGAGCCCUAACCUAACCUGAUGCGCGCCACUCCUCGUGCGGCGCUCCCCUCGCUCGCUUCCCCUGCGCUCACCCAGAGCCUCACCACCACCAGCAGCUCCACAUGGACCGCGGCCUCUUCCCGCCCGCGCGUCUCUGCGUUCUCGCUGCGGGCCCGGCCGAGCUCGCGGCUGCAUCCGUCUUUGCAAUGCACCGCGUCGCCGCCGAGCUCGUUCUCUCGCCGACCGCAGAGGCCGUCUGGAUCGACGCCCGCGGCAGCUUCUCCGGCCUCGUCCUCCGCGACGUCGUCACCGCCCAUCUCCGCGACUCCGCCGACGAGUCCAUCACCGGCGACUCUGUAUGCGACCGGGUCUCUGUCGUGCGCGUGUUUGAUCCCACAGGUCUGCGCGAGACGGUCGCUGAGCUGGAGAAAGAUACCACCGCCCCGCUCGUGCUCGUGCUCGACUCCUUCUCCGCCCUCUUCUCUCCCCACACCGCCCUCCGCCACCGCGAAAUGGCCGACGCGCUCGCCCAGCUCGGAGACGUCGUGCGUGCCCGUCAAAUCAUUGCUUUUCUGCUAUCGUCCGCGGUCUCGGCUCUGCCGUCUGAUCCCGUGCAGUCGCAGUUCGGCGCCGUCGCGCUCAAGCCCGCGCUCGGUCUCUCGUUCUUAUACACCAUCGACCUCUGCGCGCUCGUCUAUCGCGAAGCAGACUCGGACUCGCUCAUUUUUGAGGUUGUCGCUGAUCGGUGGCAGGCGUCUGAAGGUCUACUCCUUCCGUUUCGUUUAGUGCGUCUUGUUCUCUCUUUUCUUCUUUUUACUCUAUCUAACCCACGUAGAACGAUUCCCAGCUCGAGUUUGUAUCUUAACAUUCUCUAUUCCAGCAUUACUCACACACAACAAAAACAUCAAAAAUAACAAAUUUCCCGUGUCAAAAUACCAAAUACAACACACUACCACGCAGCACGAAUCGGCUUGUGCGUCCGCGCCUUCGAGUUU
Molecule: messenger RNA, 1031 nt
Organism: Myxozyma melibiosi
Lineage: Eukaryota; Fungi; Ascomycota; Lipomycetes; Lipomycetales; Lipomycetaceae
Exons: 1
Coding region: 159-950 (263 amino acids)
Source: RefSeq, a predicted model, not a curated record